Molecule: messenger RNA, 2631 nt
Organism: Copidosoma floridanum
Lineage: Eukaryota; Metazoa; Arthropoda; Insecta; Hymenoptera; Encyrtidae
Gene: Ada3
Product: transcriptional adaptor 3
Biological process (GO): regulation of transcription by RNA polymerase II
Cellular component (GO): SAGA complex
Molecular function (GO): transcription coactivator activity
Source: RefSeq, a predicted model, not a curated record
UAGUACGUGUCAUCGUGGUGUGCUCAUCAUGUUUAUCUAAUCUCUCUUUUACUUAUCAUAUUAAAAAUUUGUUAACAAUUCACAGUGAUAAGAGCGCGAAAACAACUGAUAUACCGCAGUGUCUUUUGAGUUGUUCAACGUUGCGAGAGAGUGUAAUCGAUUAAAAAGCUUGUCGACAUAAGUAUAGAGCAUAUAUGCUACUUACAGUGGAUGCGAGCACACACGUGUUGUUGUCGAGCAACCCCCCGACCUGACUCAAGUGCAUAUGGGUCGGUAUACGAAUUGCGAUGUGGUGCGCGAUCAGUAUUUAUUUCAAUAAUCGCUUAUAAGACUAAAGUGGGUAAGAAAAGUAGAGCGCACAUUACUGCACAUUUCACUUAGGAGCAAGUUGUCGAUCAAAAACCGUAGAAGAUGUCGGGCAAGGGUAAACAGCACUCGAAAAAGUCGAUGGUCAAAUCGCGUGACAGUGGCAAGCUGGCCCAGCAACAACAACAGCAGCAGCACCAUCAUUAUCACAGUACUCACCACCACCAAGUCCAUCACCAUCACCAUCAUCAGCAGCAGCAGCAGCAAUCGGUUGCGGCACACUCGGACACGAGCUCCGAGGGCUCGGAGAUGAUCAACAUACCGGUAAUCAAGCUGGAGGAGACCAUGAAUCUUCUGCCCAAAUAUCACAGUAUCCUACAGAGAAAUCCCGAGGAUGGAAUCAGCAUGGAGGAUCUGGACACUUUGCAAGGAGAGCUGGAGAUCUUGCUCUCGUCCGCAGUGGUGCGCAAGAGAACUCUACAGGAGGAAAUUAUAAAUUUGUCAGCGUCCGAAGAGCGCAGGGACAGGAGGUCCAAGAGUAGCAAGAGUUUGGCUUUGAUCGAGAAGAAACUGAGAGAUGACAAGCUCAAGCCUAAGGAUAUUGGAGUAAAGUCCCAAUCUCCAUUGCCUGCAAAACUGUUGAAGCAACGGGCCAGUGGGAGCGCGGCUAAUCAAGUAGUGCCCAAUCCUCACGAGAUUCUCAGAGUGGAGGGCUCAAAGUCGGAUGUUCACAUGAAACCAAAAAAUGACACUUGUAACAAGUUCUGGGCUUCCGUGGAUCCUUACUGUACGGACAUCACACCAGACGAUAUUAAACUAUUAGAGGAGCUCAUAGCCAGUCACAGCGAUCUUGGGGAAUAUAAGACGAUUCCACCACUGGGACGUCAUUACAGUCUUGCAUGGGCACAUAGUGAUUUGAUGCAAGAGGAGGAAGCUGGAAAUCCAAAUAAAGAGAAAAAGAAGAGCAAAGAUAUAGGUCUCUUGCUGGCCAAAGGAGAAAAAAAAGCCAAUGGUAUUGCCGGUCCCUUAACCCAAAGACUAGUCUCUGCACUUCUGGAGGAAAAUGUUUACGUGGCAAAUAACAACUCUGACGGAAAGUUAUUCCGAGAUGGAGAUUCUCCAGUUCUGAGGGAUUUGUCGAUACAAAAUUCGAUGAACCUCGAAAUGAGAAUGCACAAGGAAUUGGUGGAGCAAGGGAUUUUAGAACCAGACAGUCAGAAAAAAAAUCCCGAAGACGACGAGAUACUGACAGAAAUUAAGAGAUGCCAAAGGGAGUUGAUGGCCCUUUCUAGUCACAAUCAAAUUCAGUUGAAGAAAUUGUUGCAUUUAGCCCAGGAAGAAAGCAAAAGGCAGGCACUAAAACGCAAAAUUGCGGCAGUAGAUAACGAGGUUGUAGAGCAUUACGAAAAAUUGCUUCAGGCCAAGCAGAGAAAAAUUCCAUUGACCAAGAAAGAGACGGAAAAGGCAUGGGCUAGUCUCAAGGAAAGGGAAAAUCUUCUUGAGCAGCUUAACAUGCUACCAGCAAAUAGCAUUGGAGAACCUGUUGUUGCGAACAACACUGCGACGUAGUGCCAGUUUUAUAUUGGUUGUAUAAAAAAUUUUGAUUCAGUUAUUAAGAAUCUCGAUUUUCCAUGCUGAUAAACUGUUAUGAAAGUUUUAUACAUGCAGUCAAGGCUUUGAUUAAUGUAUACAAUUUACAAGUCUUUUAGAGUUUAUGAUCGCAGAUUUUAAAAGAAUGUAUUCAUUGAUGCAUCUUAUUUAAUCAAUAUCAAGAUCUUAGAAAAAUAAUGUAUGCGUCAUUACUCAAGACUGCGGUUUUAAUUAUCACGCAUUGUACAGAAAACCAUUUUUUGGCACAAUUGUUAAUCUUCAAAAUGCUUUAAAUUAAAGUAUGCAUAUAACUAGUGAAAAUAAAGUAGGGUAUUAUAUUUGUGAUCAUUUUUAAAUUUCGGUUAAAAUUGAAGUACACUUGACCCAAACUGUAAAAUUAUUUAAAUCACAAAUAUAUGGAAAUGGCACUCAGCAGUUUUUUAAUGUUACUCGAGAAUUGGGAAUUAUGAACAUUUCAUAACUCUAUCAUAAGUAAUCAGCUAUACACCUUUUUCCAAGGUUACUUUGCAUUUAUAGAUUACAAGUCCAGGAGUGUGAACUCAAUUACUGCGAGACUUAUUUUUCAUGUUUUUAGAUGUGCACCAAAUUGUUAUAGUUUGUAUGAAUCGAUAGUUGAUGAAAAUAAAAAAAACAUAGGGCCUUGUACCAUAUAUACUUAAGCUUCCAAAUAAGUUUAAGCGAUAAUCUAAUCUUAAAUUGUCAUGCCAUUUGUGU